AUGGCGGAUGACAAGCACCCCUCACGAGCACAUACAAAUCCAAGGAGUGAUCGGGAGAUUGAGCCCAUCGAGGCCUCCUUUGAAAAGUUCUGGCAAGCAUUCUGGCUCCACCUGAAACUCCGGGCACACCGGCUACCCACUCAUGCGAAACACGAACAACCGGCAAAGAAGGCUGCGGUACUGCUAUACAGGCGCAAGGCCUGCUCCACGCGGAAGUCAGCCCGACGCCCACAAGCCCAGAGAAGCCCCCGACUAACUGGGGCCCGACCCCGGCGACACUCAAGAACACCUCUCCGAGUACCAGCCUCACAGCAAAAGCAGGAAUCUCCCCAGCAACACCGCUCUCAAAGACUGGACCCAGCUGGAAACUGGGAGCGAUCUGCACCACAGCUCAAGAGAGGUCACCCACACUCCCACGCCUCACACCUGCAAAAGGACUUACCUCUAGGGGCACCAUGGAGGCCUUUUGACCAGGCACACACGAAGCUCCACACUCAGCCCCGACAUCGGGCCAACGACGCCCCCGGGCAGGUCACCCCCAAGAUGGACAGGUCUGUACACCCUGUGGGCAUAGGCUGA
Messenger RNA from Pelobates cultripes (western spadefoot toad), 579 nucleotides. NCBI's taxonomy places the organism in Eukaryota, Metazoa, Chordata, Amphibia, Anura, Pelobatidae. The record is from the annotation of a GenBank genome assembly.